Molecule: messenger RNA, 1131 nt
Organism: Frieseomelitta varia
Lineage: Eukaryota; Metazoa; Arthropoda; Insecta; Hymenoptera; Apidae
Exons: 2
Coding region: 294-767 (157 amino acids)
Source: RefSeq, a predicted model, not a curated record
CAAAGAUUUCAAAAUGGUACACACUCAUAUAUAUAACAAUUCACGUUAAAUUCGCGGUCACAGACAACGCGUUAUAAUUAGUUGAAUACGUUGUAUUUCUGUGAUUCGAGUUAUCAAUAUAUGCUGAUUGCUGUUAAUCGGACAAUGCUGGGCUUUGAACGCAAAUACAUUCAAUCAAGUCUAACAUAUCGCCUGUAAGAUAAGAGCGAAAGGCAAACAAGAAUAGGGGAGGUGAAAGAAAUUUCACAACUUCAAUUGUUAUCUAUUCGUGUCUGUAUCUAUAGCGAACGAAAAUGUAUUCGGUUUCGUUGCCCAGUUUCGUAACAUCGGCCAUUAAUGGUCAACCAAAAUCGCUGGAUCAUUCCGCAAAUAAAAUUAACGCUCUUGUCCGGAACAAACGAAUGUACAACGAGGGAAACGACGGUUCGAAAAAUCCGUUGGUCAGUUACUUCAACGGUGAGUGUCAAGCGGACCGAGCGGAAUGCAAAACAAGAGAAUCCACAGAGAUGACUCACCUCUUUUGCGUUGCAUCGAUCUACCAGGCCGAUGAGUCCAAAGGAAAUUCACAAGACACAGAAUUGGCGAGCGAUAAUUUCAGACACUACUCAAUCGAUCCGGUGUGUAUGAGUAUUCGUGUGUGCAUAUUUUGGUUUUUAUGGAUAAUGUUAAUAGUAGUGAUUGUUAUAUCCAUUUUAUCUUACUGCUGUUUUCCAUCAAAAACGUGCUACAAUUCUACUGUAAAUACAACGAAUACAGUGAGUAUUUAACAGCUGGAUAAUGCUGUAAAUUUUGUUUAUCCAUGAACCGAUAUCUCAAAUUAUGUAAUUGUCUUAAUUCCACGUUAUUUCAGUAAACUUUCCGGAUUAUUCACACGUUAUUUCAGUAAACUUUCCGGAUUUUUCAGUCAGAUGUUGUUAAAUAAGUCAAUAAAGGAAAGGUCAAUGUAUGUUCGUGAAGAUAGUAUAUUUUUUUCGUGCUAUCGGCAAGAUGUAAGAUAACGGCUUAAUUCCUCACUUCUGUUGAGCAGAUUAAAAUAUCUAUGAAAUCUUUAAGUGUGAAAUAAAACAGAUAUUAUGCAGAAUUACUUGCAUACAUUAUUUAUCGUUCUUACGUAUGAACGUAAAAAAAAUG